Molecule: messenger RNA, 6129 nt
Organism: Andrographis paniculata
Lineage: Eukaryota; Viridiplantae; Streptophyta; Magnoliopsida; Lamiales; Acanthaceae
Product: exocyst complex component EXO70A1-like
Exons: 5
Coding region: 309-2291 (660 amino acids)
Biological process (GO): exocytosis
Cellular component (GO): exocyst
Molecular function (GO): phosphatidylinositol-4,5-bisphosphate binding
Source: RefSeq, a predicted model, not a curated record
AUGAAAGCUAAGUUAGUGCCGAAAGCAGCAGCAGCAGCAGCUUCAACAAUGCACAGCAAAAUCGAAACCAAGCUACGCACCGUCAGCCACGCCGGCCUACUCAUCGGAACACCGAUUUAGGGUUCUUCUCUCGCAUUUCGAUCAGAUCCAAUUAGUUUCGGUAACUUCCUCACCACUGAUUUACUCGAAGGAAAACGUGAGGUAUUUUUGAUUUCGUCAUUGAUUCUAGGUGUAAACUUGAUGAUUCGAUGGUCAGUAACUUUAAAUUUGAGUAAUUAAUAAGUAGAGUAUUGAUUUUACGAAUUGCGAUGGAUGAAGGCAGUCAAAAAUUGAUUUCCGUAAGGGAACUGUUGAAAGCCAAUGUAGAGGAAUCCAUGGCUUUAGGAUUGUCUCUGCAAAAGUCUGAGAUUAGGUUAACCGAAAUUAGGCAAAGGCUGCCUUCAUUGGAGGUGUCCGUACAGCCAAUUCGUUGUGAGCGUGACGCUCUCGAUGCAGUCGGAGGUCACAUCGAUCGAGCAGUUGUUCCAUCGACUGCUGUUCUGAAGGUUUUCGAUGCAAUCCAUGGGCUUGAGAAGUCGUUGCCCGAUCCAGAGAAUGAUCUCCAGGGGUACCUCGGCGUGCUGCAACGCCUUCAAGAGGCAAUUAGGUUUUUGGGGGAGAAUUGUGGAAUGGCAAUCCAAUGGUUGGGAGACAUCGUGGAGUAUUUGGAGGAUCAUAACGUCGCCGACGAGUCGUUUAUCUUCGGAUUAAAGGAUUCGUUGAGUAGUCUUGUUGACGUCGAGGGGGGCGAGGAGAGAGGCUGCCUUGAUGGAGGACUACUCGAGGCUGCGCUCGAUCAGUUAGAAAAUGAGUUUAAGCGUCUGCUAAUGGCGAACACGGUGCCAUUGCCGAUGUCAUCUCCGGCCAAACAAGCUUGCAUCGCGCCGUCUCCAUUGCCGGUAGCUGUUGUUCAUAAGUUGCAGGCGAUAUUAGGAAGAUUGAUUGCACACGGUCGUCUCGAAAAGUGUGUGUCGGUUUAUAUCGAGGUUAGGAGCUCGAAUGUUCGGGCAAGUCUGCAGGCGCUUGGAUUGGACUAUCUUGAAAUAUCUGCGUCCGAAUUCGAUGAUGUCGGUAGCAUCGAAGGCUACAUAUCGCAGUGGGGAAGGCAUUUGGAGUUUGCGGUGAAGCAUCUUUUCGAAGCGGAGUAUAAACUCUGCAACGAAGUGUUUGAACGGAUAGGAACGGAUGUUUGGAAGAGCUAUUUCGCGAAAAUUGCUGCGCAGGCGGGAAUUCUCGCGUUUCUAAAUUUCGGUAAAACGGUUACCGAGAGUAAGAAGGAUCCGAUCAAGCUGCUGAAACUCCUCGACAUUUUUGCUUCAUUAAGCAACCUGAGAUUAGACUUUAACCGUCUCUUUGGGGGCGGGACCUGCACCGAGAUCCAAAACUUGACUCGGGAUUUAAUUAAAAGGGUGAUCGAAGGCGCCUGCGAGAUUUUUUGGGAGCUUUUGGUUCAAGUCGAGUUGCAAAGACACACGCCGCCGCCUUCCGACUGCAGCGUACCUCGAGUGGUGGCUUUUAUUACGGAUUACUGCAAUAAGCUUCUCGGAGACAACUACAAGCCGAUACUUACGCAAAUUUUGGUCAUCGAAAGAAGUUGGAAGAACGAAAAGUUCCAAGAGAGGAUUCUUCUAACCGAGCUUCUCAAAUUAGUUUCGGCAAUUGGAGUGAACUUGGACAUGUGGGCUAACGUUUACGACGAAGCUGCAAAGUCCUAUCUGUUCUUGAUGAACAAUCAUUGGCACUUGUACAAGCAUCUGAAAGGCACUAAGCUAGGCGGUCUUGUUGGCGAUUCUUCGAUGAGGGAGCAUGAGCAAUACGCAGGGUAUUACUUCAGCAUGUUUUUACACGAGAGUUGGGGAAAACUUCCUGCUCUUUUAAGCCGGGAAGGACUGAUCAUGUGUUCUAGUGGACGUGCGACUGCUCGUAAUUUGGUGAAACAACGGUUGAAAUGUUUCAAUGAAGCGGUUGAUGACAUGUUAAGGAAGCACACAAGCUUGACCGUUGCUGAUAAAGAUUUGCGGGAGAAGACUUGCCAGGCUGUAAUUCAGACGAUUGUGCCUGUUUACCGGAGCUACAUGCAGAAUUAUGGACCAUUAGUCGAACAGGACCAGAGUGCGAGCAAAUACAUGAAGUAUUCUGCGUUGUCUUUGGAGCAGAAAUUGGGCUGUCUUUUCUAUCCGAGGCCGGCGAAGUGUAACAGUUUAAAGGCGAGGCAUCCGAGUGGGAAACUCAACAAUGGUGUCAUGGAGUAAUGGCAAACCUCGCCAAUGGUUUAAGCGAAAUAUAUUUGAAAGGUUUACAGCCGGUGUGUAUAUAUUGGCGAAAUACUUUUCUGGGACAAUGUGGCGUAUUUUUCGACAACGAGGUUUUUUCCAUCCUUUUAUACAAUCAAAUUUAUUGGCAAUAUUUGAGUUAGUUUCAUGUUCUUAUUUUUUCGCAAUGGUAAUAAAUCUUCUUUCGUUUAAUGAACACACAAAUUGUGUAGUUGUUAGUUACUUGAGAUUACGUUGGUUCUGAGGCUCGAUUAGCAGUUCAAUUUCAUUAGGUAACGGUAUUAUGGGAAUUUGGUAGCUGUAAAACUUGUAAAUGUAAGAAUUGUCGAAGGAAAUCAUUGUUACAAUAGAAAUGCAUUCCUUGUUCAUGUUCGAUAUCUCUGCUGAUUCUCUUUCUGUAUUCGUGUUUUAACUUGGCUAUCUCUGAUGUGUAAUUGAUUUCUGUAAAUGGAUAGUAUGAAUCUUGAAUGUUGCCUAAUGUCGAAUUUAGUUGCAACUAGUAGUGAUUAGUUUGAGGAUUUCUUGUCCUCAAACUGCGAUCUAAAGUAGUUAAUGGUUAUAAUGCCGCAACUUUAAUUUACAUCUUUCUCUAGAGACUACUUAUCUGCCAUAAAUGCCGCAGUAUGAAUCCUUAAAUGAUGCUAUAAGAUCAAAGACUUAGCUAGCUAAAUCGAGAGGUAACGGUUGUAUUUUUGUUGCUUUAUUUUCGAAAUCAGCGUUAGUGCCGAAGUAAAUAGAAUGCAUCUUAGUUAGGUAGACCGUUCGCCAUCACACACUACACACACGACACGGUGUCUUGCAUUCUCACCAAUGCAUGCGAUCGAAGCUCCACCUGUUGAAAUUCCACGCCAUGCGCAAUCAAUCCGCGCCACGCCAUCGAGGCAAGCGUCGCUCGUCGAUUGACCGCAUGCAAGAAAUUCGACACCUGUUGCUCCAUCUCCGCCUAUAAAAGACGCGCCCCCCCUCUCGGGGAUUCACAACCACACUUAUUCACAAUCCAAUCAAUUCCGACGGUGUUUAAGUCUCUCGUGCCGCAACAAUGAUUCCCGGAGGAGAUCCCUACAGUUCACCAGGCGACCGCCGGAUUUUCCUAAUCCGGCAUCCUCCCAUGAUGAAGAUGAACAUACUCCAAUCGAGGAGGAUUAUAUAUACUCACACACCAGGCAGUCGAAUUCCCGGCUGCCUUGGGUCUGCCUGGUGUGUCUGAACCACUCCCGCCUGUAACGUUAGUUGUUUUUCAACAUUAUUCUCUCCGAGCAUAGAACACUUGCAUGUAACGACGCAUACAUAGAUAUAUAUAUAUAUAUAUAUGAUCUUGCAGGCGAGGCCUAUCCAGAUAUUACAACGAGGAUGAUGCAUGGACGGCGAGGAGAAAGAGCGGGUGCCUCUUCUUCUUGGGCCUCCAUAUCUGGGAGGGCCUCGCUUUUGACGGGAGUAAUGAAUGCAGUGGCAGAAGAAGCAGCUGCUGCAGAUCAAAGCUGUCCCUGUCUCCGCCAUGGCAGGAGAGGAAUACAGACCUCUCCCUGCAACUUCCAUGGCCGGCACCGGCGGAAGAGUUCUAUGCUCAGAUUCAGACUCGUGUUGCUGUUACAGAACUCUUUUCUGUUUGUUUGUUUGAUUUUGUUCAUUGAGUUUGUAUGAAAGUUGGUUAGUUGAUUCAUUGGUUGUAAUGUUUUGAGAUAUUUUUUAUGUAGUUUUUAAAUGAAUUAUAUUUGAUUUUAAUAAUAUAUAAUAAUAAUUUAAUCAAAAUAUAUAUAUAUAUAUAUAUAUAUAGUGGGGAGGGGGUGAGCGGUUACACUUACAGAAGUAAACACAGCUCGAUUAGUGCGAUACCAUUCCGAUCGGAGCGACGGCUUGACGGAAAGCAGCCUGUACUGGUCGGUGGCGCCGCGCCGGUGGAGUUGUGACGGAGUUUGGGAACUCGACGUCUGUGUCAAAAUUUUGGUCCAUGCACAACCUAUACGCGCCACGCAUCGAUGUACGUGUCGCAUAUUUGCGCGCUGCAUGUGAGAAAUUCAACACGUGUCCGCCCUCCUUUGCUUAUAAAUAACAUCUCAAGCGUUCGAGCUGUAUGCUUGAGUCAAUCCAGAUGCAAUUUCAGUCUCUUGUUCUCUUUCGAUGAUGUUUGGAGGAGAAGCAAUAGUAUACGCUGCAGCACUUGCAGUAAUCAAUGUGCGAUGGAAAGUGGCCAUAGUCGCAUUACUGCACCACCUCCUGGAAAUGUCGAUUGUUUCCAUGGAUCGGAUGCUAUCGAAUCAUUACGACUUAAAAGUUUACGUUCGGCGAGUGGCUCAAGAACGGCACAUGGGUGUCGAUGAGCCAAUGUCCUCUCAGUCCAAAUCGGACACAAACAAGAGACCUUCUUCACUAGGCGUUAUGAACUCGUGGAGAAGGGUCAAGGGAGGGAUAUAAGCUCGGCCGAUUGCCAGCUCCCCAGCUCGGAAAUAAAGAGCUAUCUGAGAAGUUCCAGCGCCAAAGAACUCGACCUGGUGGAGCCUCUACAAUGAGGAUGAUGGCUUCUCUGGCCUCAUUCGCCAUCACUGUAGCUCCGCAGCUGGGGCUAUGCUGGCAUGGAUAAAGAGUCGAACCCGACGUUCGACCAGAUGAAACCCAUUGCCGAAAGGUAUAUCGAGCUCCCUCUCCGAAGAUGCUCUGGGUUUCGUGGGAUCUCCGAAGCCGUAUCCCCGUGUCUCGAACCGGAUCUCUCGCAUCCAGUUCGAGACACUUCGGAAAUUCACUUGUCAUAGGAAUGGGGACGGAAACAACGAUUUCGCUACGGAAUCUAGUGAAGUUCCAAUGCAAUAAGAUAACGUCGGUAUUCAGUUCGAGGCACCUUGAAAUCCCGCUCGUCGAGGAACCGUUUCAAUGGUCUCGCUACAGAAUCUAGUGAAGUUCCAAUGCAGUAAGAUAACGUCGGUAUUCAGUUCGAGACACAUUGAAAGCCCGUGUGUCGCGGAACCAUUUCGAUGAUCUCGGACAAUCAAAAAAGUUACGUUCAAAAUAUCACAUCAAAUACUUCCCUCGGCCGCAAGUGCGGCCACGAACUCCUCAAUGCUCGUAUCUGAGCUCCCCCCUUCAUCCAUGGCUUCCCGCGCCAAUUCCUUCCAUUUCGUCGCGUUCCUCUUCAUCUCCUCGCUCUCUGUUGCCUCCUUAACGCACUCGGCAACAGUGUUGCGCCCCACCACCCCGUUUUCCCCGGCCACGACCCUAACUCCUGUUCCCCACAUAUCUUUUAUGUACUUGGCAUUCGUCGGCUGAUCCGUCCACUGUGGCAUUGCCACCACUGGCACGCCGAGGCUCAGCGCCUCCAGCGUCGAGUUCCAUCCACAGUGCGUGAUAAAGCAGGCGGUUGCCACGUGGCCUAAUAUAUCUAGCUGUGGGCCCCACGGGACAACCAACCCAUUCUCCGAUUGGGUGAACCCCUCUGGCAGCUUCGACUGCUCCGCCAGCCGGACCACCCAUAAAAAGUGGCGGCCGCUGAGUUUCAGGCCCCACGCCAGCUCCUCCAUCUGGUCGGGGCCUAAUUGAGCCAGACUCCCGAAAGACACGUACACGACGGAGUUAGGGUCACGGCGGCUUAGCCAGUCGAGGCAGGUGGCGGUGGCUGGAGCGUACAUGUUCAGGCCGUAGUCACGGUCGCCGGAGAGGCGCUUGUCCAAGUGCAUUGAGGGUAUUGCCGGACCGAUCGCCUUUACCGGCAAUGAAAGCUUCUCCAUGUAAUCAAUUACCUGAAAAUUGUUAUUAUAUGAAUAAAUUUCCAUUAUUGUUCUGAUUUUAUUUUUUCGAUAUAUUAUUGAUUUUGUUCCUUUACUGUCUA